AUGAAGGGUUGGCUUGCAGCUAUUAUAUUAUUGAAAUGUGUUAUUUUGUUGGAAGCCGCUUGCCAACUCGGCACCACCCGCACCGUGGAGAAUGUCUUUGAUCUGCAGUGCGUUGAUGCUGGAGGUGGCACGACGACUGAAUUGUUUGUCGGCUGCGCAGCCAAGGACAUUUUGCACCAGGUCCGAAAAGUCAGAAUCGGGAGUCAGCUGAACCGGGAGGAGCGGGAGAAGACAGGAAUUUAUUCAGACAAAGGCUUCAUCUUCCUCUGCAACCGCACCGAGACGAACCAGGCCAUUUGGAAGCCAGUUGCCUGUUGGGCCCUGUCCGGGACUACGGUGGUAGAAUUUGCUUUUGGACAGACGAAGAGGAUCAAAGACAUUGUCGGCAAGAAAGAGCGUGACGUCACCUGUGUCUUAAAGGGCGUCUCGGCUACCGUAUCCGCCGGGAAGAUGCUGGCGACUGGA
Mesorhabditis spiculigera is the source of this 465-nucleotide messenger RNA. NCBI's taxonomy places the organism in Eukaryota, Metazoa, Nematoda, Chromadorea, Rhabditida, Rhabditidae. The record is from the annotation of a GenBank genome assembly.